Molecule: messenger RNA, 4212 nt
Organism: Synchiropus splendidus (mandarinfish)
Lineage: Eukaryota; Metazoa; Chordata; Actinopteri; Syngnathiformes; Callionymidae
Gene: mpp2b
Product: MAGUK p55 scaffold protein 2b
Exons: 13
Coding region: 334-1977 (547 amino acids)
Cellular component (GO): cell-cell junction; plasma membrane
Molecular function (GO): protein binding
Source: RefSeq, a predicted model, not a curated record
GCGUGCUCACGUGAAUCGGUCUCCGGGCUGGGAACGUCAACUCCACGCUGUUGUAGCAACCAGCAGACGCAUUCGCCAUCCCCAGGACUUCCACGGGCAUCUGAGAUCGGUGACCGCGGAUCGAAGAGAAGCGGAUUCAGACCCAUGGGGCUGCGCUUGUGAGGGCAGAGAGGUCGGUUUGGUUAGCGCUGCUGGCGGACAGUCACUGCAGAGAUUAGAGAAGAGCCGUUUCUGCUUCGGAGCGGUGAAUCCCGGAGACGUUACUGACGUGGAGGAGACACUGGAGGACAGUUAAAUCGGCAAAUAAGAAACCCGAGGUAACCACCCCAUAAAAUGCCAGUAGCAACUUCCAGUUCUGAUUCGGCCAUGCAUCAGGCCCUGGAUACACUGAGUGACAGCACAAGCUCCACAACUGCAAAUGAUCUGGACCUUAUUUUCCUCAAGGGCAUCAUGGAGAGCCCAGUGGCCCACGAUCGAUUUGAGGAACCAAAGCUUGAGGCUGUGAGAGAAAACAACGUGGAGCUGGUCCAAGACAUCCUCAAAGAGCUUGGCCCUCUCACUCAUCGGAGCCAAGCUGCAGAUGAGCUUCUUCACAUCCUGAGAGAGCCCCACUUCCAGUCCCUUUUAGAGACUCAUGAUUCUGUGGCCUCCAAAAACUACGAUACCCCUCCCCCUAGUCCUUGUUCUUUCAUGGAUGCAGCCCUCAACAACCAGCCCGUGCCGCCAGAUGCAGUGCGGAUGGUGGGGAUCAGGAAAGUGUCUGGAGAGCAUCUGGGGGUGACCUUUCGUGUGGAAAAUGGCGAGCUGGUUAUCGCCAGGAUCCUCCAUGGUGGCAUGAUUGAUCAGCAGGGUCUGCUUCACGUGGGGGACAUCAUCAAGGAGGUAAACGGCAAGGAGGUGGGCAAUGACCCCAAAGUGCUGCAGGAGAUGCUAAAGGAGGCGAGCGGCAGCGUGGUGCUGAAGAUCCUGCCCAGCUACCAGGAGCCACACACACCCAGACAGGCCUUUGUGAAGUGUCACUUCGAUUACGACCCCUCGCACGACAACCUGAUUCCGUGCAAAGAGGCGGGGCUUAGCUUCUGCAGCGGCGACAUCCUGCAAAUAUUCAACCAGGAGGACCUCAACUGGUGGCAGGCAUGUCACAUCCAGGGCGGCAGCGCCGGCUUAAUCCCCAGUCAGCUCCUGGAGGAGAAGAGGAAAGCAUUCGUGAAGAGAGAUUUAGAGCUCGGCACUGCAGGUCCUCUGUGUGCUGGGAUGGGCGGAAAGAAAAAAAAGAGGAUGAUGUAUUUAACCACAAAGAAUGCGGAAUUCGAUCGCCAUGAGCUGCGCAUCUAUGAGGAGGUGGCCAGGGUCCCGCCCUUCAGAAGGAAGACGCUGGUUCUGAUCGGAGCUCAGGGAGUCGGACGGCGGAGCUUGAAGAACAAGCUGUUGGUGUCAGAUCCGCAGAGAUAUGCCACCACUGUCCCCUUCACCUCCAGAAAGCCAAAGGUGGAUGAGCGCGAUGGUCAGAUGUAUUCCUUCAUGACCCGCCACGAAAUGGAGUGCGACAUCAAAUGUGGUCGAUUCCUGGAGCACGGCGAGUACGACGGCAAUCUGUACGGCACCAAGAUCAACUCCAUACACGAGGUGAUCGAGACGGGGAAGAUCUGCAUCCUGGACGUCAACCCUCAGGCUCUGAAAGUGCUGCGGACAUCAGAGUUCCUGCCCUACGUUGUUUUUAUCGAGGCUCCAGAUUUUGAGGUCUUAAAAGCGAUGAACAGGUCGGCCAUUGAGUCGGGAGUGAUCACCAAGCAGCUGACGGACUCUGAACUGAAGAGGACGGUGGACGAGAGCGAGCGCAUCAAGAGAGCCUACGGACACUAUUUUGACCUGUGCAUUGUGAACGACAGCCUGGAGGCUGCCUUCCGAAGUCUGCGUUCAGCGCUGGACAAACUGUUGCUGGAGCAGCAGUGGGUGCCCGUCAGCUGGGUCUUCUGAAAGUGAGCUCAGAGACACCAGGCUGGAGAACCAUUGAACCUCUGUAGCUCUUCAGGGGCAGGAGCCGUAGUGAAAGGUGGAGAUCUUUAGUGAAGGAGUUCAGUGCAAUGACCAGCAGGUAGAUCGGUUUUGUACAAACUUAGUGACCCUAGAAGCGGAAUCAAUCCAUACAUUUUGGAAAGAGGUAGAGUGUUUGACCUAUAUGUGCAUUUAGACUGUAAAAUGACCUUUUUAUCCUUUUUCCAAAUCUUCACGUGGUAUGAUGCGUAGAGUGAACAUGGAGACAAAACAAGUGAUGUUUGUUGGAGAGGAUACUUGACCUUGUGAUCAUGCAGUGCAGUACGAUUGUAUAGAGAAAUGUACGUUUUUUAGUUUGUCUCUGCUCAAUUGAGCAGCAGUAGAAAUGACAGUGGCUGACAGAGCAAUACAGACUCACAGGUGCGCUCAUGUGCUGCUCAGAAACAGGGCCCUGCUUCAAAUGGAAGGGAGUCGCUCUACAAAACUGGUGCCAUGUUACCUGGAUGUAACUCCAGUUCUAUGAGUACAUGUGGUGCCCUCUAACAGACUUUGCAACAGCUUUAUCCCUUCAAAGCCAUGAAAGAUCUUGUAAAUCCUCACUCACUUGGCGUCAUAUAUUGGCGUUGGGAAUGUUGCUUUUUGAGUCCUAUACUGACGAAAAAGGCAGCCUUCAGCGUCGCAUGUUGACACAUUGGCGGCACGACAUGUGAAAAGAAGACAUACUGUAGGUUGGGGUUAGCCAUGGAAUAGUGCUCCAUUCAUCCUACCUUUAAUACCUGCCAAAUUGCUAUUUAAGGGCCGUCACAUAGCCGUGCGUUUUAGUCACAGUGACUUUCAGUACCGUCACUGAGGCGGGGAGCCACGCAAGGGGUUGGUUGUUCAUAGCAACUGACAUCCAGUCUUGUUGUUAGUGGGCUCUGCUUGUACUCAUUCAACUUGCCAUUUUUCAAGACAUUCACAUUAUGUAAGACUUGUGAAAUAAAAAAGAAAGAUGUCGCAGAUAAAACUGAGUGAGAUAACGAAAAUGUGAAGACCAAUUUUUUAUAAUUUAUUAAGUUAAUACCCUUCACCCCGACAGACUUCCCCGGUAUCUCAAUGUUUUCUUACUGUCACACUUAAUGUUGUUGUAUUUUUAUUCGGUCGCACUUUAUCUUGCGUACAUAUAUCAAUUAUUACUAGAUAAUUACUAGCGUAUUAGCUGUAAAUCAGUGAUAGUGGUCUUGUUUAGACUGAACUUUUAGUGACCAUUCCAGGGCAAAAUAUAGUCAAGGGGCACAAGACACAAAUCAAUAUUUUUAAUUUAUGGGCUAUAAUAAAUCAUAUAAAUAAAUAAACUAUAUAAAUAAGUAGUUUGUUUAUGGUCAUGUAUAUUUCCUAAUCUAAAGUGUGACCUUCUAUUGUUUUGUUUAUUGAUCUCAGUCAUUCACAUCUGCAGCUUUCCUUGACUAUAUGUCUUAGCAAAAAUUAAAAAAAAAUAAAUCUGGUGUUCAAAGUGAACAACCCAACUUCAACACGAGCUUUUGUCUUAGACAAUGAUAGAGGUGGAGUCACUACUUAUUUGUAAUGGGAUACAUGAAACCUUGUUGCCAAUACUUUUUCCUUGUACUUUGCAGCAUUCUUUGUGUUCACGUUCUCCCUGCGUUCCUUUGUUGUCUCGGUUUGAAUUGCAACCCAAAUUUACUAGUUGAUAUUGUGAAACAGGAAGUGACUAUACAUCACAGGCACAUUCGGGAAGCGCCAUCAAACAAUUAGUCUGACAGCACAUGAACGACACACUUGAUCGAACCAUUUCGGUAUUUAGUAGUCAUCAUUUUACUCCUUCCAUUUGACAAGAUAAUCCAUCAUUUUUCUGACCAACUGAGGUCCGCUAUUGAGCCUGGGGUAUUUCUAAUCAUUGGUGUGUUGUAGUUACUAAAUACUCCGUGUGUUUAUCCUAUACUUUUUUUUCUCACAGGGUGGAUUACCUGAGCGAGAGCAGUUUCUUUUUUUUUACAUGUGGGAGAUUAAAGACGCUGUUUUAACACAACAACAGUCAGAGCAAAAACAAUCUGUUGGAAUAAUCCUGUACUUCUAUUUUGAAGUUUUGUCUUCUUGUGGUACUUUAGAUGGGUUUGAUUGACAGACGGCAGUGAGUGACUACUGCCUCCUGGAAGCCAGUGACUUGUGUAGCACUGACGUUACAAAUAAAAGUAGCUCACACUUUGCACUGAAUACAAA